AUGUGUGACUUGGCUGUCCUAAGUGACCUGACUGGCUCGGAGCUGUCUUUUGAUGGUUCUUGUGGUUCUAUCUCUUCCAUGGCAUCUAUCUGUUCCUUGGACUUUCUACGCGAUUCUGUGGACUCUGAUUCUGUGGACUCUGACGACGAGUCCAGCCUGACCUGCUUAUACAAGAUGGGGGAGAAUGUCUUUCCUACCGAGGCUCCUAGGAGUGCUUCCUUAGAGUCUGGGGCUAGUCCUCGCCCUGAGCCCCGCGACGAGACCGCCGAGCCGGCUAGUGGCUUAGCAAUAGACCCGCAGAACCCAUCUUUUACUAGCUACCGAGAAGCCACUCGCCAUGAGUCUGAGGCGUCUACGUCUACUAGACCAUAUAUUCGUCCUGCUCUAGCCUAG
Penicillium longicatenatum is the source of this 393-nucleotide messenger RNA. RefSeq lists its product as uncharacterized. The record is from RefSeq and is a predicted model, not a curated record. The transcript is spliced from 2 exons. Lineage: Eukaryota; Fungi; Ascomycota; Eurotiomycetes; Eurotiales; Aspergillaceae. The coding region runs from base 1 to 393 and encodes 130 amino acids.